Molecule: messenger RNA, 693 nt
Organism: Pestalotiopsis fici W106-1
Lineage: Eukaryota; Fungi; Ascomycota; Sordariomycetes; Amphisphaeriales; Sporocadaceae
Exons: 1
Coding region: 1-693 (230 amino acids)
Molecular function (GO): acid phosphatase activity
Source: RefSeq, a predicted model, not a curated record
AUGCCCAAGAAGCUCUCCAAGACUGGGACGUCGACGUCGCUCUCGAGCAUAGCGACGAGCUCGACGGCCUCGCUGGCCUCGUCGCUCCCGCCGGUCCUGACCGACGGCCAACCCCUGCCGCGCCUCAUUGUCUUUGACCUCGACUACACGCUAUGGCCCUUCUGGGUCGACACGCACGUGUACCCGCCGCUCAAGGCCAACGCCGACCGCAGCGCCUGCACCGACAAGGUCGGCGAGACUUUUGCCUUUUACCGCGACGUCCCCUCGGUGCUGCACGGGCUGGGCGCCGCGGGCGUCCGCCUCGCCGUCGCCAGCCGCACCCACGCCCCGGACCUCGGCCGCGAGAUGCUCAAGCUGCUGCACGUCCCCGCGGCCGCCGCCCUGUUCCCCGGCGCCGACGAGGCUACCCUCAAGGAGCUUGCUGGCAAAAAGGGCGACCGCCCGCGCAAGGCCCUCGAGUUCUUUGACGGCGGCCUUGAAAUCUACCCCAGCUCCAAGAUUCGGCAUUUCGAGGCCCUCGGCAAGCGUACCGGUAUUCCCUUUACAGAUAUGCUCUUCUUUGACGAUGAGAGCCGGAACCGAGAUACCGAGACUCUGGGCGUCACCAUGUGGUUGAUACGCGACGGUGUCACUUGGGGAGAGAUUGAAAAGGGCAUCCAGGAGUGGAGGCGGAGAAGAGCAAUGGACUCGUAA